CGCAUGAGCCUGUCGCCUUAAAAAGUGUGUAAUUACUGGUACAGAAACGAACUGCUCGAUUCCAGAUGCGUGUAGAGAACUCACAGCGGUUCUGCUGAAGUUCUUACCCGCUUGGAACUGCGCUUGCUUGCUGAUCCAGUGAGAUCUUGCCCUAGCUGUGAGAUGAGUACUGAAGCAGAACAGCAGCUUCUCCAUGAUGCUAGAAAUGGAAAUGUUGAAGAGGUUAAAGAGCUGUUGGAUGCCAUGGACAAAGGAGAAAUAAGAUUUGAUAUCAACUGUAAAGGCAGAAGUAAAUCUAAUAUGGGUUGGACACCUCUUCACCUUGCUUGCUACUUUGGACAUGCUGUUGUGGUGGAGGAUUUGCUGAAGGCUGGUGCAGAUGUGAAUGUGCUGAAUGACAUGGGGGACACUCCACUCCAUCGUGCAGCUUUCACAGGACGUAAGGAGGUGGUGAUGUUACUCUUGCAGCAUAAUGCUGAUACUUCUAUUGUUAAUGGGACUGGAGAGACUGCCAAAGAAGUUACUCAUGAUAAAGACAUAAGGAAUAUGUUGGAAGCAGUGGAAAGGACACAAGAAAGGAAACUGGAAGAAGAACUUUUAGGAGCAGCAAGAGAGGGGGAAACAGGGAAACUGACUGCCUUGUUGAACAAGCCCAAACCACCUGAUAUCAACUGUACAGAUCAGAUGGGGAACACACCAUUGCAUUGUGCAGCAUACCGGGCCCAUAAGCACUGUGCAUUGAAACUUCUAAAAAAUGGAGCAGAUCCUAAAAUAAGAAACAAAAAUGAUCAGACGCCCCUUGAUCUAGCCCAAGGUGCUGAAAUGAAACUGAUACUGGGAGGUAAAACUGGAAAGGUUAUCAACAAACCCCUGAGACGAUAUGAAGGUCUCCUAUGGAAGAGCUCACGAUUUUUUGGUUGGAAACUCUACUGGAUAGUUCUAGAACAUGGAGUCCUUUCGUGGUAUCGGAGACAAGCUGAUGCAGUGAAUAAUGAUCAUCGUCAGGGAUGCAAGCAUCUAACACAAGCUGUCUGCACGGUAAAAUCUACAGACAGCUGCUUCUUUUCUGUCAGAUGUUUUGAUGACACUGUUCAUCGUUUCAAAAUUCCUAAAAAUAGCCUUCCCUCUCAAACUAGAGAGAGCUGGCUGGAAGCAAUAGAAGACCACUCUGCAUAUAGCACUCAUUACUGCACACAGGAACAGUUGAGUAGUGAUGAUGAGGAAGGUGAUACAGUAUCUGUUACAGACCUACAAGAUACUCUGAAAAAAGCACAAGCAUGCCAACAAAGACUCAGUAAAGAGAUUUCAGACUUCCUUGCAAUGGUUAAAUCUUUGGAUGCUACAAAAGGAAUAUCUUCUCCUCUCCUGCAAAAAGUUGAUGUUGUCUCUGAAGUAUCCCAGGAAACAUGUGAGGCCCUGGCUGACUGCCUCAACCUAUUUACAAAGCAAGAAGGGGUGAGGAAUUUGAAAUUGGAGCAUGAGCAGGAGAAAAACAAGAUCUUGUCAGAAGCAUUAGAGACACUAGCUACCGAACACCAUGAACUAGAGCAGUCACUGGUUAAGGGAUCUCCGCCUCUCAGCAUCAUCAGUGAAGAGCAAUUCUAUGAUGCUGUUUCAGAUUCAGAAUCUGAAAAAUCAUUAAGUGGGUUUGAAACAACAGCAGCCUACUCAUUAGAGGACAGCAUGGAUUCAAAAGAUACAAUAACUUCAAGUGCGUCUGAAGAAAAGGUUGGUGGCAGUGGGGAGUCGCUGUCUAACGGAAUCAAAAAACACAGAACAAGCUUGCCAUCUCCAAUGUUUUCCAGAAAUGACUUCAGUAUCUGGAGUAUCUUAAGAAAAUGCAUUGGAAUGGAGUUGUCAAAGAUCACAAUGCCGGUUAUAUUCAAUGAGCCACUGAGCUUUCUGCAGCGACUUACAGAGUACAUGGAGCAUACAUACCUCAUCCACAAAGCCAGCUCACUUUCCAGCACAACUGAGCGAAUGCAGUGUGUUGCUGCGUUUGCUGUGUCUGCUGUAGCCUCACAGUGGGAACGUACAGGGAAGCCGUUCAACCCGUUGCUUGGAGAGACAUAUGAAUUGAUCAGAGAUGAUCUUGGAUUUAGACUUCUCUCAGAGCAAGUUAGCCAUCAUCCACCAAUCAGUGCUUUCUAUGCUGAAGGUUUAAAUAAUGAUUUUGUAUUUCAUGGAUCAAUUUAUCCUAAACUCAAAUUCUGGGGCAAGAGUGUGGAAGCAGAACCAAAAGGCACAAUGACUUUGGAGCUUCUUGAACACAGUGAAGCCUACACAUGGACAAAUCCUACAUGCUGUGUGCAUAACAUUAUUGUGGGCAAACUUUGGAUUGAGCAGUAUGGAAACGUGGAAAUAACUAACCAUAAAACUGGUGAAAAAUGUGUACUGAGCUUCAAGCCCUGUGGCCUCUUUGGCAAGGAGUUGCACAAAGUUGAAGGCUACAUUCAGGAUAAAAGCAAAAAGAAACUCUGUGCACUGUAUGGGAAGUGGACUGAAUGUUUGUACAGUGUUGACCCAGCUACAUUUGAAGCUUACAAAAAAAAUGACAAGAAAAGUGCAGAAGAGAAGAAAAGCAGUAAACAGAUGGGCAAUACUGAGGAACCAGAUGAGAUGCCUUUGCCAGAUUCUGAGAGUGUGUAUGUUAUUCCUGGAAGUAUUUUGCUAUGGAAGAUAACUCCAAGACCUCCAAAUUCAGCACAGAUGUAUAAUUUUACUAGCUUUGCUAUGGCUUUGAAUGAGUUGGACAAAGAAAUGGAGAGUGUAAUUCCCAAAACUGACUGCCGGCUACGACCAGAUAUCAGAGCCAUGGAAAAUGGAGAAAUAGAUCUAGCUAGUGAAGAAAAGAAGAGGCUAGAAGAAAAACAAAGGACCGCCCGCAAAAAUCGUUCAAAGUCAGAGGAAGACUGGAAGACGAGUCACCCAUCAUCCCAGAGUCCCAGAUGGUUCCACCAGGGCCCCAAUCCCUAUACUGGUACACAGGACUGGCUUUAUUCUGGCAACUACUGGGACAGAAACUACUUUAACUUGCCUGAUAUUUAUUAAAAUGCAAUAAGGAGCCUGUGACUGAUACAAAUAAGUCUUAAUCUGUUUUAAUGUUUUCCCUCAUUUUACUUAUCUCCUGAAGAAACUGACAUGUUAUCAAACAGAAUAUUAAGCAUCUCCACAGUAAAUCUGGUGGUACAUGAUCUUCAGUCCCAUAGGUAGGGGAGUAAUUUUUCUGGGUGAUGGUGGGUCCUGUGUGGACAAAGUAAGUCGCCAUGGUUUGAGCUGCCCUGUUUGCUGAAUACACCUAUAUUAGGUUGUGGUGUAUGAGGAAUAGAACACCUUCAGCUGUUCUGUGAAUACUUUCUUUCAUAGCUAUCAUUGGCCCAAGUAAAACUGGUUUUAUUUAUUGUGACAUGGGAAUGUUUAAAAGCACACACAGUAAUUGCAAUAUUCUGUUCUUAAAUGAAGAAGGGUGUGUCACUUUUGUAAAGAUGUAAUUUUUCAUAAAGUGACUUUUCUUUUACUAAAGUAACUCCCUUGAUUCCUGAGCUCUGGUUGGAGAUUCCAGAAGUGUUCCCAUCUCUGGAGCAUUAAUGCAGUUGUUUAAGCUGGUGACAUUACUCAGAGGUAUUUAUUCAAUGUUUUGUGCAGUGUGUUUUGAAUUUUGCUCUCCUGUUUUGCUACCAACCUUACGGUUUAAGGAAUUAAGAGCCAUUUAAACAUCUACAGAUUUGAACUGCACACUAGUAACAGGUUUUAAAAGAAUCUGUUCCAUACACUAGAAGUUCUGGUGCCCAGCGCCACUGCAAAGAGGCAAGAACCUAAUCAGUCCAGGACCUGGUGGAAUGUGGUGGGAGGCAAAGGACCUGUGUCUGUACUGUGCAAACUCCCUAGGAGGAAGUCUUGUGCAUUUCAAAGAUAGUACAGCACCUCAGUGAGGCUUCCUGUGCACAGCUGCUUUUACCCCUUUUCAGUGGGGUGCAUUCAAUCUUAAAGUGUAAGUUUAUAUUGAACUGUGUACAGAGCUUCUAGAGGGCAAGCUGCUCUUUGUACAAUAUUUUAACUGCUGUCUGGAGGUUAGUGUUAAUUGAAUAAUUUAAUUGCUACUAAAUAAAGGCUUCAAAACUUCUUGCA
Harpia harpyja (harpy eagle) is the source of this 4128-nucleotide messenger RNA. RefSeq names its product oxysterol binding protein like 1A (gene OSBPL1A). Gene Ontology annotation, molecular function: cholesterol binding; protein binding. The record is from RefSeq and is a predicted model, not a curated record. The coding region runs from base 163 to 3051 and encodes 962 amino acids. The transcript is spliced from 29 exons. Gene Ontology annotation, cellular component: membrane; cytosol; intracellular membrane-bounded organelle. NCBI's taxonomy places the organism in Eukaryota, Metazoa, Chordata, Aves, Accipitriformes, Accipitridae.